AUGGUUAAGAGGAAGCGGAGCAGCAGCGGCUCCGGGUCUGACGCUCGGAGCGCCGAUCAGUCCAAGGGGGACCGGUCUCUCUACCAGCCCCUCUACGACCCUCCCAGGGCCCUCAAACACUCGGAUGCCCUGACUCUCUUGGCCAAGAGGUCCGGCGAGUUUCUCAGUCUGUGGAAGGCGCGCGUCGAGGGCAAGGUUUUGCACUUGAACAACCCUCCACCCGAGCAGACCAGCCUUCUGCUCGACGUAAACCAGGUCGACUACACCGUCCGCGUUCCUUGCAGCAAAUUCAGCGGCCUUAGCAACACCACUGCCAAGAGGCUCGGCCUUUUCCGCGUUCGCCGUGUUCCCUACGAGCAUGCUCUCGAGUUCAACUCUCUCUGGCUCGAGUACGCUCGCAAGGUUCUCGGCUCCCCCAAAACUCACCUAAACGCCUCGAAACUCGUCGCCAUGCUUGAUCUUCAGGGUUCUCUGGUCGAGGUCGUCCGAUCCAACUGCGCCAGUUACGUUGGCACUGUCGGUGUCAUUCUUCGUGAAACUCAGAACGGCUUCGACAUCGUCGAUUCCACUUCUAGGGUCAAGUUUAUUUUAAAGAACUCCAGUGUGUUUCGUUUAGACUACGGCGACUGGUCCUUCUUCAUCUUCGGUCGACACAUCACAGCUUCUCCUGCCGCUCGCAGCAAGAGCAAGUUGAAACCCAAGGGUUUCCUUUGA
Molecule: messenger RNA, 714 nt
Organism: Theileria orientalis strain Shintoku
Lineage: Eukaryota; Apicomplexa; Aconoidasida; Piroplasmida; Theileriidae
Product: ribonuclease P subunit
Exons: 2
Coding region: 1-714 (237 amino acids)
Biological process (GO): tRNA 5'-leader removal; rRNA processing
Cellular component (GO): ribonuclease MRP complex; ribonuclease P complex
Molecular function (GO): ribonuclease P RNA binding
Source: RefSeq, a predicted model, not a curated record